UCUCAAUUCUUGGGGUUUAAAUAACCCGACCAAAUUACGUAGGUGCUUUUUGGUGAGUUAUCAGGAAUGUUAAAACGUGUUUUUAAUUUUGUCGCAUUGCGUAUUUUCUGUCUGGCUCAUCUAUAGGAUCCUACCAUCUAUGGUCAAAAAGCUUUUCACAUGAAGUAUGUCAGCUGUCAUAGAAUAGACGUUGCUUGAAGCAAAAAAAGUGAACUUUAUUUUUCAUUUUCUAACUUUAUUUACAUAGUUCUUAUUUAUAUUUACGUUCACAUAUUUAAUUCAUCAUGGAGGUAGACGAAGACACACGUAACUUAGCAAACUAUCAACCUACAAAUGGAACUAAUGUGAACAUCACAAAAAACACAGAAGUGAUUGAAACAAUAGAUAUCUCAGAUUAUCCUGUCAGCAACAAGAAAAGCAAACUUUCCAAUGCCUACGACAAGAAUCUGUGCAAACACAACAAACCUCUAACUGAUUUCAUAAACAAAUGCCUAUUCCUCGACCCAACCAAUGGCAUGGAAAAAAUUAUUAAUAAAGUUUUACUUCCAUCUUAUGUAAAAGCUGACAAGGAAUAUAAAGAGUCAGAUAAAUUUAGAAGAGUUAUUACAAAAGCAUUUCAAAGACUGAUAGUUGAUCCUGAUAGGAAGUAUACUCAUAUGAGUGAUAUUGUUGAUACUCUGAAGUUUCAUGUUGAAACACCACCUCAGUCGAAAGUCUCUCCUGUGAAGAAGAGAGUGAAUUUUAUCACUCUUUCUACUAAAGUGUCAGUUAAACCCAAUGAUCAUGAUAGGAAAAGACCAAUGAUUCAAAGUAGCAGUAGAAUCUGCCCACCAAAAAAAUCUAAAUCUGAAGUUAUUGCACUGGACUGUGAUGAUGAUGAUGAUGAAGUUAUUCCAAUAGAUGAUGAAGCUAAUAAAAAUAAUAUUAGUAAUUUACAAGAGGAUAGUAAAAGUAAAUCAGAAACAGAUAAAGAAAAUCUAGUCAAUGGCGAUGAUCCAAUUGAAAUUCAAGAUAGUCAAGAGGUAAAAGUAACUGAUGAAACAGAGAACGAACAUUUAGUAAAUAAAUUAAAUGGUGAUAAAUCUUCUGCUGAGAACAUAAAUGAGACAAAUAAAGAAAUAGAACAUGAAAAAGAAAAUUUGGGAUCAAAUGAAAACUUGUUAGUACCACAUAAAGAAAGGAUUGUUAGAUUAGAGAAGCCUAAAAUAAAGAAGAAGGAGUCUGUUAAAAAACCUGAAGAAAUGACUGCAGUUGAGAAAGCCCAAAGGAUAAAAAUAAUAGAGGCCAAGAUAGAACAACACCAUAAAACCAUUGCUCAACUUGAUUUGGAAGAAGUCACAGAUGAUUCUGCAAAUUCGCCUUAUCAUAAAUGUGAUCGGUUACGAGCAACAAUCGUGAAACUAUACAAAGAACUAUGUACUUUAGUCGGCGAGCAACCUAAAAGAAGGAAAAUACAUCUUCACAUCGAAGAGGGUUUGCCCCAAGGCCCUAUCAAGCGGCUCGAGAAAUUCCUCAACAAACGGGCAGAUGCGGAGGGCGAGACGCCGUUCCCGGACUUUAGCGAUGUUGUUAGAUGUGUGGAGAAAGCUAAUGAAGUGGACGAUCUGGGGUGGAGUAAAGCGAAAAUUACGAAGGAAGCUCAAGCAAUAUUCACGUACUGUGGUCGCGCGCUUCAAAAGAAGCGUCAGCAACGCGAAUGGAAACAUCUCCGCGCCAUUGCGAGACCGGAGGAGUUCGAGGCCGAUCCCGCCGAGACUGACAUGGAGCUGCAGGCGAGGCUCGAGGCCAACCGGCGCAUCGCCAGCCAGCGAGAGGACGAAGUUUUUAAAAAAUUCACGCAAUUGGAUGACGUACCAGAACCAGCGGCUUCAACAAGCUUCUCAAUAGAAGAACCUUCAGGACACGAAGAUCGCACAAGUGAUGAAGAAACUGGAAAAUCUCACCCUGCAGGCCUAAAGGAAAGUGAUAAUAAUGAUAACGUCACUAGUAAUGUUAACGAAACUGAAGUUGUAGUGAAACAGGAACCAGAGGAAGUGCCGAUAAAGAUUCAGUAUCAGGGUGAUAUAAGUCUGGUUAUAAAUAUAUCGGACUCUGAGAGUGAAGAUGAGUAUGGUGUUUUGACGUUUUAAUGCGUCAUUCGGGUUGAACCCAUCAUAAUUAAGCUGUUGUGAAAGAGAAAUGUUCCUAUAUUUGAAACGUUCAAAUCAGAUUUGAUGCCUUGUACUGAAGAAUGUAUCAAAUGUGUCAGAGGGUCUACCGUCAAGAUCGAAAAUCUAUGGCUGUUGCAUAUUCGAGCGACAGAGAGGAAGUUAAAUGUUUUUCGAUGUGGGUGAUAGGACCUCUGUUCCUAUUUUUUUACUCGCUACGCACGAUAUGUUUCGGGAAGCUGUCUCCAUUUUACAAGCAAAGUGCUGAGACCUGCUCGCGCUUCUAUGACGUUGAACGAAAGUUAAGGAUGAUUCACGUAAGACCGGGCCGGGUCCUCGGGAUUCCUGCGCUUACUUUUCUAUGACAGGUGAUCACGUGAUACUUUUCAGAUUCCUGCGCUUACUUUUCUAUGACAGGUGAUCACGUGAUACUUUUCAGAUUCCUGCGCUUACUUUCCUAUGACAGGUGAUCACGUGAUACUUUUCAGAUUCCUGCGCUUACUUUUCUAUGACAGGUGAUCACGUGAUACUUUUCAUAGAAGACGAAGCGCCGGAAAUUCGGACCCGGUCUAACGUGAGUCAUCUUAUAAUCAGUAUUUCUUUUUAAUGUCGAAGGUCAAGGCCGUUUUUAUACACACGGGGGCCUUGGGCACUCAGGAAUAGGGGGCCCUAUUAAAAACCCCGUUGGACUGUAAAAAAACGGCGUUUAAGAUCUUUCGGGGCCCCCGUGAGGUUGGUGCACGUGCCCAGAGUGCCCAAUGGGAAAGAGGGGCCUGUCGAAGGUGGAAAAUAACGGUAGUCACGUAGUCUAUUAUGUUCUAGACAUCCUUACCCCUUUUUGAGAAGUGAAUAGGAGCUAGUCUUUUGUAAUCAUAACUAUUAUUUUUACACAUUUAUGCUUGUUUUUUUUUCUUAUUGUUUUUACUGUCACUUUCGCAAUGUUGACUUCUGUCCCGUCUGGUUGACCCCAGGAUUUGCUAUUUAACUGUCAAGAUUAAGUACGAUUCCCACCGAACGGGCGAAGUCGGGCCGCGUCGGAGCGUAUUCAAAUUUGUACGGCCGCAAGCCGGUCGGCUCCUCGUGGAUGCGGACGCUUCCGGACGGACUCCAUCGUGUCUGCCAUACAAAAUGUAUAGGUACAUCGAAAAUGCGCUCCGACGCGGCCCAACUCCGCCCGUUCGGUGAGAAACGUUUUUUAGGGUAAUAUAGAGCUGCAGCAGAACAAAUAGAUUGUGUCAUUGACUCGUAUUGUUAUGUCAUUAAAGGUUAGAAUUGGAUGAGGCGCUAAACGUCACAUUUUCAUAGAAAUUUGACCUUAGUGAUGGCAUUGCCACACGUUGUCAUUGAAAAUGCUAUACAGAGUUCUAGUUCGUGUCAUCCACGAUGGCGCGCACAUUUGUCAAAUGUAACCUUUAACGACAUGACAUUACGAAUAUUAAGAGUCAAGGCACGCGGCGUGGUGAAUGACUCGAUCUAUAGCCUAAAGCUUAAUCCUACUCUAGAUUGUCUUACAUAAAAGGCCUUCUAAAAAUUAAACCGAACUUAGUUAUACACAGAACAGAUGUAUUUUUCAAUCUGUUACGACGCCACACUGUUUGUGCAUGCAAAGAAAAAUUCGCGACCUACGUAUUGUUUUUGAGGCCUUACGAGACUCCGUAACCGCCUUGUACAGGUUUUAAGGGGGGAGAAUCUGGGGGUUUGAAAAACACACAGCAUGGUAUUGUAUGUAGUGUUGUGUAUGUGUGUGUGGGCCGGGGAGGUCGUAAUCAUUUUAGGUUAGCAUUGAGAAAGUUAAUCGAGAAUAAAUUCAAGAAGGGCUCGAUAAUUUGUUCUUAAAACCUGCUCAACAGCUGCUUUCUUGACUGUAUAUUGUUUUAAUGUAUGUUACUGCCUGUUAUAUAUUUUUUUACUUUAAGGCUGAGCUACUUUUAGUUCCCGAAGGUUAUUCAAAUUAUGUUGUUAGGAUAUUUUAUUGUGAUUAAUACUUAAAGGACCAUGGGCAACUUUGUAUGGAGCCUGGACCCAACGCCAACAGAAAUGAGAGUAAGGUCAUUAGAUAGGUAUUUCUAUGCACUUCAUUUUGUUCUAUGGGCACCAAGCGGAAUUCCAUUGCAGAACUGAGAUAUUGGUAUUUUAGCCAAAAUGUCGUCACCCUUAUUACCUAGGCAAUAGAGUCCAAGUAAGUAAAUUAAUUACUGCAGGGUAGAUGUUCGCGCACCGCCGGGCGAGCACACUGAAUGAUUUGCCGCGCUGGCCCGGCGGUGGACUAUAUUGCCUAGGUAAUAAGGGUGACGACAUUUUGACUAAAAUACCAAUAUCUCAGUUCUGCAAUGGAAUUUCGCUUGGUGCCCAUAGAACGAAAUGAAGUACAUAGAAAUACCUAUCUAAUGACCUUACUCUCAACUCUGUUGGUAUUGGGGCCAUUUUGACGCAUAGUCCUUUAAUUAGAAAUGUCGUAUUGAUUACAAAUUAUGAUGUUCAAUCACUUGCUUAAAUAAUGGUGCUUCCACUUUGAUUGUUAUAAAAUGUUAUAUAACACGGAGUGACAGGGACAACAUAAUAAAUUACUAUCAAUAUUAUCACGAUGUCCCUGUUCUGUAUUUUAUGGAUGUUGUAUACGUCUACCACUAAGGUAAGGUAAGGUAGACCUUUAAUUAAUGU
Molecule: messenger RNA, 4808 nt
Organism: Cydia pomonella (codling moth)
Lineage: Eukaryota; Metazoa; Arthropoda; Insecta; Lepidoptera; Tortricidae
Exons: 6
Coding region: 285-2129 (614 amino acids)
Molecular function (GO): histone binding
Source: RefSeq, a predicted model, not a curated record